GGCAACCAACCCAUUUGAACAGUACCAAGUGUUGGGUCGCUCAGAAGUCCACCACCCACCGCUUCUUCGAGCCCUUGACCAAGUAGAAGAACAGUACCAAGUACGGUUGACGAUCGUCAACUCACCUUUCUCAACAUUUUUCUUUCAUCGUGGGAUACGACUCUAUCGACAUGGACGCGGACCGUCUUAAUCGACCUGAUUUCCGUCUGUUGGCAGACAAUUUGAGGACUAUGUCUGACCAUGUCGAGCGAUGCGAGAACCUGCCCACCGUGGACGGCGGAGUGCAUGUGCUGGAGGCUGUGCAGGCACUUACUGCAUUGGUGCAGGAUUUGAGACGAGAAACACGUCGUGAUUUUGACCGGCUUCACGAGAGGGUGGACCGGCUCCACGAAAGGGUGGAUGGUAUGCAGAGGAGAGUUACAGUCUCAGAAUCGAAUGGCAUCAUUCGUCUUGAGAAUAGCACGGCGGUGCGGGCGGGGUCAGAGAUCACGCCUCUUCUUAGUGUUGAGACGGGAGAAGUGAUUGAGAACUUUCCACGGACUGUUGACGGCAUAUCAACCAUGACAUCAGUGGAUGUGAAUCGGAUUCUCUUGCAGUUGGGUGCACCAACGAAUGGGAGUGUUGCCGUGAGAAGGCGAAGAUUAUUGUUGGCUGUGGGAGUGACGACGUUGGCUGUUCUCUUCAGCUUCGCGAUCGUCCGCUGCGUUAGGAGGGUUGAGCCGGAGCAGCAUUUGCGGUUGGAUACGUCGGACCCCCACUGCCAUGGCCCCCGCGAGACUGGUAGGCCGCCUCCAGGAAGCCUAGGAAUGCUCGUCGGAAGCGGGAUCGACGCGGCUAGGCAGGCAGGGAGCAUGCUCUGUUUUGCUCACCUGCACAACGACCCUGACAACAUGGUGUUGUACUACCUCUUGUCUAUACUGGUGAAUGUUGACUUGAAAGAGAAAAGAGAUCACGGACAGGGGAGCCCUCAGGAUGGACAGAAAGAUGAAGAAGGGAAGAGGCAAAGGGUUAAGAUGGGUGAGGGUAAUGCCACGAGGCGAGCAGGGGAUCUGCGGGAUUGGGUAUACCAGGCCGCUGCGGCUUCUCCCUCCAUAGGACUGGUACGCCGCCUCGAGAAAGCCAAGGAGAGCCCGCCUCAUUUGACGUCGGUCCGUCACGAUAUCGAUGUGACACCAGCUUCCGCCGUUAUCGAGGUAGAUGAGAAGGAGCGUGUCCCAAUCGAAGAAGGCGACGUAUUUGCUCUUGUAUUGGUGGGUGUAGUUGACCGCCUGCUUCAUCAGGAUCUCUGCGUUGCCGCUGAAGGCUGUAGGGUCGCCGCCCAAGCCUGCGUUACGCCGACGGAAUUCAUCUGGCGCGCAGCAAGCCUCGGUGAACUCCUUGAGGCGGAUGAUACCGGGUCUCUUGUCGUCGAGGGUGGCGAGCCGAGCAGAGCCGCCGCCAGGCAGACGCCGGUGCUAACUUUUGUCUGCCCUGGCGGAAGCACUGAUAGAGCUCUUGAUAAACUUUUGGUUCAGAUGGAAGAUCUCUUUUGGGUGAUUUGCGGUCAAGGCGAGGUCCACAGGAUUGAUUAG
Fusarium vanettenii 77-13-4 is the source of this 1571-nucleotide messenger RNA. RefSeq lists its product as uncharacterized. The record is from RefSeq and is a predicted model, not a curated record. The coding region runs from base 171 to 1571 and encodes 466 amino acids. The transcript is spliced from 6 exons. Lineage: Eukaryota; Fungi; Ascomycota; Sordariomycetes; Hypocreales; Nectriaceae.